AUGUCCUCAUAUGGAAGCAAAAUAGCUGGUGGUGAUCGCUAUGUAACAGCUCCUCCAGAUAUCUAUGGUAAAGGUGACGGUUUUGGUUAUGAUUCUGCGAAACCACAAACCUUAGCACCACCACAGCCACCGCCACUGCCGCCUCCGUCACCUCCAAGCUACUAUUUCCCAGCUCCACUGCCUUCGUCUCAAGGAAUGUAUCCGCAGGCUUGGCAAGAGCCUUCAGUGGGUCCAGCAUCUGGACUGCCACCUCCACCACUUCCUCCGCCACCAUCACCUUAUUCGUCUUCACAGCCAGAAUACCCACCUUCACCGAUGGUCUCAAAAUACUCACAAUCUUCACCAUCCGGGGCACCAAUUAGGAUCAUGGAAACAGAUGGAAGUGGAUCUCAGUUUAAAUAUGGAAAAAAGUACAAAUGGAUGAAAUUGCGACGAUUUGUUGUGAGACGACGAUUGGCACUGGGGACUGGUGAUUAUAUGCUGAAGAAGGUGAACGUAGCACUCGUUCCGUUGUAUUGUGUGGUAACGAAGGUGGAAGUGAAGAUGGCAGACUAUGGUGGUCGGCAGUUGGCGGACUACAAAGUUGCAGAUGUGCAGGAUGCGGAAAAAUUCGGGAGCUACCAACUUGUGGACGCAUCUGCACCUGAUAUUCUGCAGAAGAAAAUCGCAUUUUAA
This is a messenger RNA of Angiostrongylus costaricensis, 675 nucleotides long. The record is from the annotation of a GenBank genome assembly. Lineage: Eukaryota; Metazoa; Nematoda; Chromadorea; Rhabditida; Metastrongylidae.